GAUAAAAAUGUACGUGGCAUUAUGCAUUAUAAAUAAUUAUUAUUUAGUAUACAGUUCAGUUGAUACUCAGACAAUCGAAUUCUGUUCAUAAUAAUUUUAAAACUUUCUUUAAUUAAAACAUAAUUUUAAGUAAUUAAAAAACUGUUUUAAGUUAUUUUACAAAAUGAAAAUAGUUGUGUCAUUAAAAGCAAUAUUGGUGUAUUUCUUAAUACAAUCAACAGGAAUUUUUUCAAGUUCUAAUAAUUCUUUAAAUUCAACAGAAGAAUUAGAAGAAUAUUAUUCACCGUGGGACUUUAGUGACGGAGAAGAAUUAGAAGAAUAUUAUUCACCUUGGGACUUAAGUGACGAUGAUGAAGAAGUUACCAGGGAAAAUCAGUGCAGAAUUUGUUUAGGUGCUCUUGCUGAAGAAACAUGUACUUUAAAAUGUUGUAACACUAAGUAUUGUAAAGAAUGUAUUAUUCCUUGGCUAUACACAGGUGUUGAUAAAUGUCUCUUAUGCGCUAAUAAAAUACCCAAUUUGUGUUAUGCAUGUAAAUCGGAUAUUUCUGAAGAUGGGAAAAAGUAUGUGACUACAUGUUGUAAAAGAAGAUUAUGUUUCAAUUGCUUUUUGCAUAAUAAUAAAGAAAAAUUUCUUUUAUGUUGUCCUUUUUGCAACAAGAUUAGACAAAAACGUAAACAAUAUGAUGUAAGUAAGUUGAAAAUAUUAUGUAAGGAAUGUAAAACAAAGAAAGGAAAAUAUAGCUAUUCUUCAAUUUGUCCUCACGAAUUUUGCAAGGAAUGCUUUAAACAGAAAAUUAAAGAAAACGAUCAUUGCCCAUAUUGUAAUCAACCACUCAUAAAACGAAUGAGCAAUCAGUGCAGUUGUUGUUUCGAGGCUAUUUCUAAUAAAACUGAUACAUUUAAACAUUGUGAUUCUAUUUUUUGUGUAUCAUGUAUUUUAAGUUCACUAAAAAUAAAAGGAAAUACGAACUGUUUAAUUUGCUCUAAAGAUGUAAUAACUACCGCAUGUCAUUUAUGUAAAUCAGUUAUUCCUGAAGAUCAUGGAAAAAUUUAUUUGACAAAAUGUUGUAAAAAGAGAAUAUGUCAUUCAUGUUUGUAUUCAGACUUUAUCGGACCAGGAAAGUCUGAUAUGUAUGUGAUAUGUCCAUGUUGUUUUUACUAUCAUGAACAUGGUCCUAUGUAUAAAAUAAUAUGGUUAAAAAAGAAUUGUAAGAAAUGUAAUAAAAAACCAGGUCAAUAUAGCAUUACCUAUUUUUGUCCGGAAUUGUAUUGCGUGGAUUGCAUCAAAACAAUAAAUAGGAAUAAUCACUUUUGCAAACAUUGAAAUAAAAAAUUUCUAUUAUUAUUAUUUUUUUUUUUUUUGAAAUUGUGAGGAAUAUUGAUGUACUUACUUUAAUUUACACAUAAUGUUGUUAUUAUCAUAUUAAACAAUGAAUUGUAAUUAAUUAUAAAGUAUACUAUAUAUCCAUAUAUCAAUAAGGUUGUUUCAAAAGCGUCUUUUUGUUAUCAGCAUGCA
This is a messenger RNA of Daktulosphaira vitifoliae (grape phylloxera), 1516 nucleotides long. RefSeq lists its product as uncharacterized. The coding region runs from base 164 to 1324 and encodes 386 amino acids. The record is from RefSeq and is a predicted model, not a curated record. The transcript has 17 exons. Lineage: Eukaryota; Metazoa; Arthropoda; Insecta; Hemiptera; Phylloxeridae.